Molecule: messenger RNA, 1067 nt
Organism: Acinonyx jubatus (cheetah)
Lineage: Eukaryota; Metazoa; Chordata; Mammalia; Carnivora; Felidae
Product: 40S ribosomal protein S15-like
Biological process (GO): translation; ribosomal small subunit assembly
Cellular component (GO): ribosome; cytosolic small ribosomal subunit
Molecular function (GO): RNA binding; structural constituent of ribosome
Source: RefSeq, a predicted model, not a curated record
AUGGCGGAAGUGGAGCAGAAGGAGCAGCGUGCUUUGCGUAAGUUCACCUACCAUGAUGACCUUGGCCAGCUGCUAGGUGUGUCUGAGCCAUUGAUGCAGCUGUACAGCACCCUACACUGGCAGAGGCUGAACUGGAGUCUAUGGGGGAAGCAUCACUCACUGCUGCUGUCUAAGGCCAAGAAGGAGGCUCCCUUCAUGAGAAGCCCAAGGUGGUUAAGGACACACCUGCGGGACAUGGUCAUCCUGCCUGAGAUGGGGGUUGUCUACAAUGGCAAGAUCUUCAACCAGGUUGAAAUCAAACCCAAGAUGAUUGGCCACUACCUGGGUGAGUUCUCCAUCACCUAUAAGCCUAUGAAGCAUGGCAGGCCUGGCACGGAGGCCCCUCACUCCUCAAGCUACAUCCUUCUCAAGUAGCCUGUUUGGCCAAUAAAGGCACAGACUUUUCUAAAAAGAAGAAGAAGAAGAAGAAGAAGAAGAAGAAGAAGAAGAGUGGAGAUAAAGUGAAAGAGAGUGUUCAGUGGGGAACCUCACCCUGUGCCAAGCUUGUAUUUCCGCUGAUCUGAGCCACAGCUGCUAGCUUCUAGAAUGCUACCAAAGGGGGAAAAUUAUGUUGGAACAACAGAUAACAAGCACUUCUAAGGAAUUCUGGCCACCAACAGGGCAGUCCAGGUGGCAGGGGGACAAAAUUAAGAAAUUAUUGAAACUGCGGCGUAUGAUGUGAUGGAGUUGUUCCCUUAUGUCCUCAGCUUCCCCUCUUGGGUUUCACAGGUGCUAACACAAUUAGAGUAACCCACAAGAGGAUGGGGGAUAACAAAGGAGAGUUGAGGGACUUUCCCCAGCAGCAUAGAUGUAUUUAAACAGUUAUUAAGAAAUGGGAUGAAUAAAGCUGAAACAAAUGUCUUAAUGCAGCACUGGCGGAGGUUGCUGCCAGUCCUCCCACAGUGAAAAUCUCUUUUUAAAAAAAUCUGCUCCAUUUACCUUAGUUUGAAGGAAUUGGAAACGCCAGAAGGCAGAUGAUGAUGAGAAAUCUAAGCUUGAAUCACUGGGGGUGAUGGUCCAGCAAAUCA